Messenger RNA from Hyposmocoma kahamanoa, 1971 nucleotides. RefSeq names its product BTB/POZ domain-containing protein 10 (gene mri). The record is from RefSeq and is a predicted model, not a curated record. Gene Ontology annotation, molecular function: protein binding. The coding region runs from base 237 to 1397 and encodes 386 amino acids. Lineage: Eukaryota; Metazoa; Arthropoda; Insecta; Lepidoptera; Cosmopterigidae. Gene Ontology annotation, biological process: positive regulation of phosphorylation. The transcript is spliced from 5 exons. Gene Ontology annotation, cellular component: cytoplasm.
UUCAAAAAUAUUCAGCGGAUGUUAGCAGUUUUCAUCUGAACAGUUUGCAAGAUCAUCAUUUUAAAUCUGGUCACAUUGAAUUGGAGCAAAGCCUGUCAAAUGGUGCUGACGAUAAUUUUCUAAAACUUGCUUUUUCCAUUUCACGGAAGAAAAAUUUGCACAGAACGUUACAGAAAACGACUGUCCACACUUUUGUAUCUAACGUAAUGGAAUAGCUCUUAGUCGAGCUCGUUUCUAUGUCGGAUACACAAACUACGGGCCAGGAGGCCAUGACUGAACAAAGAAGGCCGUUUUUCUAUCCUGACAGCAGUAGUGAUACUGAAGAGUACAGAAGAGACAACGAGGAGAGGCGUAAGAGGCUUUCCAAACGCAACGGGCCUUUAAGAACCAGGAUACCGUCGGCAAAUAUGCCCCCAAAGAACUUAUCACCAAACCAGCCUACUCCCUCAACUUCAUCCGCGCAGGAUCCUCCCAAAAACGGUCAGAAGGCACAAAACCAGCUCUGUGACGAUCGUAUAACCUUGGUUGUUGAUAACACAAGAUUCGUCGUCGAUCCUGCUCAAUUUACUGCACAUCCCAACACCAUGUUGGGAAGAAUGUUUAGUUCAGGUCUUGAAUUUACCCAUCCAAACGAACGUGGCGAGUACGAAGUCGCUGAAGGUAUAUCAGCAACAGUCUUCAGAGCAAUACUGGAGUAUUACCGUGGAGGCACCAUCCGAUGUCCACCUACAGUGUCCGUACAGGAACUGAGGGAAGCUUGCGAUUAUUUGCUGGUGCCAUUUGACGCUAACACUGUCAGAUGCCAGAAUCUCCGAGGCCUUCUCCACGAGCUAUCAAACGAAGGAGCUCGUCGUCAGUUCGAGUCUUUCCUCGAGAGACUCAUCCUGCCCCUCAUGGUGGUGUCGGCUGAGAUAGGGGACAGGGAGUGUCACGUCGUGGUACUCCUGGACGAUGACACCGUAGACUGGGACGAGCAGUAUCCCCCCCAAAUGGGAGAUGAAUACAGUCAGACAGUUUGUUCCACUCCACUGUAUAGGUUUUUCAAAUAUAUCGAGAACAGAGAUGUAGCAAAACAAGUAAUGAAAGAGCGUGGUCUCAAAAAGAUCCGCCUCGGCGUUGAGGGUUACCCGACAUACAAGGAAAAAGUCCGCAAAAGACCAGGUGGCCGCGCCGAAGUCAUAUACAACUACGUCCAACGGCCUUUCAUUCAUAUGUCAUGGGAAAAGGAAGAAGCAAAGAGUCGCCAUGUUGACUUUCAAUGCUUCAAAUCGAAAUCUGUCACAAACCUGGCCGAAGCCACUGCUGAUCCUGUUAUAGAGCUGGAACCGAACAGAUUGAGAGAGGAGGAGGUUGCUGACGCACCUCCAGAGGUACCUGGCGAGGAGGAGGUACAGUGAUCAGGGCUCCGCUCGAAAAGAGCGGUCGCGGGACUUUUGGCUUUCUUUUGUCUUGUUUAGAUAAUUGUCUAUGGUUCAAUGUUACGAGCUUUACACACGGAACGCGGCGCGGUAUUCGUAUAAAAUUAAUUGUAUUUAUAAAGAGUUCGCUUCUUGUGUAGAGCUCAUUGGGAUAAGGCAAUUGGUUCACUUCCCAGUUGAACCAAUUUCGGUGGUAACUAACUCAUCAGUGUGUUGAACACAGCCGUCCCUGAAAUUUUCCAUAGAUUUGUUAUAAUUACCACGAUUAAUUGUUAAUCGCUGUGUAUGUAUCAUGUAAAUGUAAAGGAUUGUACACACCGAACGCUGCGCGGUUCCCUUGUAUUUGAGAAUACAAAUAUAUUGAAUGAAUAUUGAACAUCGGAAUAAGUCGGAAACCGCGAAUAUUACCGAACUUUGUUGCCGCGUUUAUUGACCGUCAGUUAUUUAUUUAUUUUUAUUUUUUUUUAAUCUUUAUUUCAUAGGUAAACAUUAUUACACUUAAAAUCGACACAAUGGUUAAACUCUACCGCUCAUUCGUAAGGCAGAUUCCCCU